AUGUCUCAAAGAAAAUCAGUUCUGAUCACAGGAUGUAGCGACGGUGGUAUUGGAUCCGCCCUCGCGAAGGCAUUCCAUGACAAGGGAAUUCAUGUUUUUGCAACUGCACGACAAAAAUCAAAGAUGAAAGCGCUUGGAGAUCUUCCGAACAUCACAUUCCUGGAACUUGAUGUCACCUCCUCGGAAAGCAUCGCAGCAGCGCAAGAAGCCGUGAGCAAGGAAAGAAAUGGAACGCUUGAUUACCUAGUAAACAACUCUGGGUCAGGUUAUGUCAUGACCUUCCUAGAUUCAGAUCUCGAGACAUCACAGCGAAUGUUUGAUGUUAAUGUAUGGGGAGUUGCUCGUGUCACCCAAGCAUUUGCUUCACUUUUGAUCGCUGCCAAAGGAACAAUUGUGAACAAUGCUUCGACGGCAGCAUGCCUGGGACUUCCAUACCAGAGCAUGUAUUGUGGCUCGAAAGCUGCUGUACGGCUAAUGAGUGAAGCAAUGGCCCUCGAGAUGAAGCCUCUUGGGGUAAGGGUGGUCACGAUCAUCACUGGUAAUGUUCGCUCUGUUUGGUUUUCGAACCAACCAGAGUUUAUAUUUCCUCCCGGGUCUUAUUAUACCGCUGUCAAAGAUAAAAUAGGUAUAUACUCCAGGGGAGAGCAAGGGCAUCCACAAACGGAUCCGAAGGUGUAUGCGGAGAAGGUGGUUGGUGAUAUUCUUGGCGGAGCGCCAGGAACAAUAUGGCGAGGAGCACAGUCUUAUACUGUUAGAUACGCGCUACCCUGGGUCCCUGAUUGGUUGAAGAGUAUCCUUGCUGUGAAAGGAAGUGGACUUGACACAUGGAACGUCUAA
Molecule: messenger RNA, 837 nt
Organism: Penicillium angulare
Lineage: Eukaryota; Fungi; Ascomycota; Eurotiomycetes; Eurotiales; Aspergillaceae
Product: SDR family oxidoreductase
Exons: 3
Coding region: 1-837 (278 amino acids)
Biological process (GO): triglyceride catabolic process; phosphatidic acid biosynthetic process
Cellular component (GO): endoplasmic reticulum; lipid droplet
Molecular function (GO): acylglycerone-phosphate reductase (NADP+) activity; triacylglycerol lipase activity
Source: RefSeq, a predicted model, not a curated record